This is a messenger RNA of Botrytis sinoallii, 516 nucleotides long. RefSeq lists its product as uncharacterized. The coding region runs from base 1 to 516 and encodes 171 amino acids. The transcript has a single exon. The record is from RefSeq and is a predicted model, not a curated record. Lineage: Eukaryota; Fungi; Ascomycota; Leotiomycetes; Helotiales; Sclerotiniaceae.
AUGCCGCAGGAUAUAGAUGAAGAUGAAAGCCGAGAGGAAGAAAACGAAGAGGAUCUGGCAGAUGUCGUGGACGUAGUCGUAGAGCCAAUCAGGGCAGGCACCAGCGACGAGGACGAAGAUUUAGUGUUUGAUGUAGAAGACAAAGGGGUAGAAGACUUCGUUAUUACUAAUGCGAGGGAAGAGCUUGUCGAAGUGGUUAUCAAUGACAAGGCAGUGGAAGUUCUAGCUGUUGACGUAGAGGAUGAAGAAGAGGAUAAAAUGGUAGAGGCUCUCGUUGUAACUAUUGUGGGAGAAGAGCUCACCGAAGUGAUUUUUGAUGAAGAGGAAGUUGGAAGGGUUGAAAUUCUACCUGUUGAUGUAGAGGAUGAAGAGCGAGGUGAGGAUGUAGAAGAUCUAACUGUUGGUGUAGAGGAUGAAGUGGUUAAAGGUCUAGUUGUUGAAGUGGCGAGAGGAGAUGUCGUUGAAGUAAUUGCCAAUGCAGGAAGGGAGGCAGAUGAGGUUGUGGAACCUGAAUAA